Molecule: messenger RNA, 6319 nt
Organism: Misgurnus anguillicaudatus (oriental weatherfish)
Lineage: Eukaryota; Metazoa; Chordata; Actinopteri; Cypriniformes; Cobitidae
Cellular component (GO): extracellular matrix
Source: RefSeq, a predicted model, not a curated record
CGAUAACAGAUACACGGGCAACAUUUAUGUAAACCAACACUAAACUUUACAGGCUAUAUUUUAUUUUAAGCCUUUUUUCUCAGAUGACAGUGAAGAAAGCAUUUAGUAUUUUGUUUAAUUUACGAUACUGCAGUUAGUAGAGGAACAUUGGUUUUCAAAAAUGUGGUUCAUUUUAGCAAUGUGUGCAUUGAUCAAAGCUUUACACGCGGACUUUGAAACUGGAUCUGGGGCACCAGACUCAGAGGAGUUUAGUACACAUCUGAAUAUCUUCACACAAAGGGUGGAUUUACUGGAGAAGAUGUCCAGCUUGGUACCAAACAGCAGGAACGUGACCCUUUAUGAGGACAAUCAGAGCUGUCCAGUGCUAGACAUUGGCCUGUAUGCGACUCUUACUAUGCCAACUCGUCAAGCAUUUGGAUCAAGCUUUGCGGAUGAAUUCAGCGUACUGAUUCAGCUGCGCAGCUCGCAGGACGUGGACCGAAGUUUGUUGACUUUGCUGAACUUCUAUAAUCACAUUUUACUCCAGAUCCGCAUUGGCCCACACAGCAUCGCCUUCAUCACCACACAGCACCGUGACUAUGAGUUUUCAGUGUCAGGUCUGUCUGACUCUCAGUGGCACUGGAUCUCUUUAGGCGUUUCGUUUGAAUGGUUGUCUGUGUACGUGGACUGUGUGCUGGUGGAGAAAGUGAGCUGGAUGUACCCUUACAUGGGUAUCACUACAGAUGGUCUGCUGAUGGUGGGAGGCAUCCUAGAGGGGUUUGAGACGCCCUUUGAGGGAGAACUGAGACAAAUGACUUUUAUAAUGGGAGACUCAAAUGCUGCCAAGGAUCACUGUGCCUUUUACCAGCAUAUGUGUGAACCUUUGAUAGGACACUUUACGGAUACAGGAAAAAGCACUGAGAGCCCUUUCUUGUCCUUUGCUGACUUGACAGGGGACCAAGCUUUACCAUCAGAGUCCUUAGCAGAUCCAGAUGACAUCAUUGACAUACGUUCAGUUCGAGGAUUUAGGCCUGACUUCAAAGAAUCCCAUAAUCUGAACUCGAUUGCGUCUUCUAAGGAAAAAGAUCUUGAAAGUGAAUCAAACACCUCAUCUCAACCUUACAGAACUUCAAAGCAUUCAGCCCAUGGCCUUGUAGUGGUGGAAGAGUCUGACCUUCUCACAUCUCAUCUCAUUAGCACACAAAGCAGGUAUAAGGACACCAGCGACAGAAAAACCCAAUCCACCACUUCUAAGUCUUUGGAGGAAAACGUAAUUUUUCAAAAACUAAAAACAGAAUUAGGCGAACGCCCUCAGAAGCCCUCUGACCCGGAUAAAAACUGGAAUCGGAAGCCAUCAACUGGUCAGAAGAAUCUGGUCAGGCCUGAACUUUCGGAGUUAAAUCAGCUGACUGAAGAAGGUUUCUUAGUUCCUUCUACAAGCUUUUCUGGGUCCUCCAGUAAAGCGUCUCAAAAGGCUAUGGUUGAUGUUCGCUCACGGUUGGAAACAUCAGUAGGCAUCGGCCAAGAGGAGCACAAACACUCAAGCAAGGAAAGAGUUGCUCAUAAACAUGGUGAUGUUAUAUUAGGCUUGGAUGGAAAGAGAUAUAGGCUCCUUAGUGGACCACCAGGACCGUCUGGACUUCCAGGGAAAAGAGGGUGUGCAGGUAAAAUGGGAUAUAUUGGAGAAAAGGGUGACAAGGGUUCUUAUGGUGUCAGAGGAGCAGAUGGGAUGAGAGGCAUAACAGGCCCUCCAGGCCCACCAGGACUCCCAGCGCUCUAUCUCUGGAGGAACACACAGGAGGACUGGGCUGAAUUCAGGAGAACUUCUUACUACCAGUUGCUGAUGGCUGGCUGGCCUAGAGAGACAGGGCUUCCUGGACCGAUUGGUGAGAUGGGAAAACCUGGUUUGCCUGGAUUACCUGGAGACCCGGGCGAGAGAGGACCACCAGGGCACCAAGGCGAUAUGGGUGCCAUGGGGCCCAAGGGAGUCCGAGGCCGUGCAGGGACUCAAGGAAGAGAUGGAGAGAACGGGUCGGAAGGAGUGGCAGGGCCGCCAGGUUUCCCCGGCCUUCAGGGUCCUCGUGGUUACAAAGGUGAAACAGCGCCACCUGGGGACAAAGGAGAAGAGGGUUUUCCUGGAUUACCUGGGCCCAGUGGCGACAAAGGACAGCCUGGCCAAAAAGGCUCAAGAGGGGAAAUGGGGUUUCCUGGCUUGGCUGGCCCUCUGGGACCUAUUGGUUUGCAAGGCAUUGAGGGGAUUCCAGGCCCACCCGGCCUUCAGGGUAAUCCAGGACAUGACGGCAAGCGUGGUCCUCCAGGGCCAGCAGGAGCGCCAGGUGCUACCGGCAUGGUCGGCGCACAAGGUGUUAACGGAACAGAAGGCGAUGCUGGACCUGCUGGGGCUGUUGGACGAAAAGGCCCUCAGGGACCAAGAGGGUUAGAAGGCAAUAGAGGCCCACCUGGUAAUCCAGGUGUUCAGGGGCUUCCAGGUCAGGAUGGUCCACAGGGCUUCAAAGGUGAAAUAGGACCAGACGGGCUAGCAGGUAACAGGGGCCUACAAGGCAUUGAAGGAGCCAUGGGCGUGACUGGGGCUCCAGGUCCAAAAGGCUUUCCAGGUGUCACAGGCAAUAGGGGUUCAGAUGGAGAGAAGGGUGAUGCAGGACCCAAGGGGCAAAAAGGACCACCGGGUGCACCAGGGAUCAUGGGUCCUCAAGGUGAGAGGGGCCAAUCGGGACUUCCAGGCUUACAUGGUGUCAAAGGUCAACCAGGUGCUACAGGUUCCCAGGGUCAAGAUGGUGAAGUGGGUCCUCAGGGAAUGCUGGGAAAAGAAGGGCAAAAGGGCAGUAGAGGUGAGACCGGUGUCAAUGGAAGAACGGGAUCAAGAGGAUCCAGGGGACGGGCAGGCCAACAUGGUUCUCCUGGCAUGCAUGGAAUAGUGGGUUUGCGAGGUCUGGUUGGUACCGAGGGACCAGAAGGAAAGCCUGGUACACAGGGUGUUUCUGGGUUCCCCGGAGGUCCAGGAGAUAAAGGAUCACAAGGCUUGAGGGGUCUGACGGGGGAACACGGGAAACAAGGCCCUCAAGGAUCACAGGGCCCAGCUGGACGACCAGGACAAGAUGGCACCCAAGGCCCUCCUGGUGAAAAGGGCUUCACUGGAAAACCAGGCAUGGCAGGUCUACAGGGUCCUGUAGGAAUGUAUGGUUAUCCAGGAGCCCCAGGCCUUCAUGGAAAGCCAGGUCACGUAGGAGAGAGGGGUGAACCUGGGAUCAGGGGACCUGUGGGUCCAUUAGGAGGAAGAGGGACAUCUGGUUUACCUGGCCCGCCUGGUGAGAGAGGCCCACCUGGACCACCGGGUCGCCAAGGGGAGAUUGGACAUACUGGCUUCCAAGGAGCACCUGGACCCCCAGGGCUACCAGGGGCUAAUGGUAUGACGGGAAAGCAAGGCCCUCCAGGAAGCCUUGGUCCCCACGGGCCAAAGGGAAAACAUGGACCGAUUGGAUUGCCAGGCUUACCAGGAGUACAGGGAAUAGCUGGUCAACCUGGAGAGAAAGGCGAGCAGGGAGUGCCAGGAUCUCCAGGUGACCUUGGAUCAAUAGGACUCAAUGGGCUGCAGGGCCAUCCUGGUCCAGCUGGUCCUGAAGGUUCACCAGGAGCAAAAGGGGAAUAUGGAUCAUUUGGACCCAGUGGAAAGCCUGGCCCAAAUGGACUUUCAGGAGAACAAGGGCCUCCUGGCUCUCAGGGAGUGCAGGGUGAGCCAGGACCAAUUGGUAAAGAGGGAGAUAUUGGACCUCCGGGUAAUAUUGGAGACCCAGGGCGCAAAGGACAAAAGGGUGACACGGGACAUCAAGGAUCUUCUGGCCGACCAGGGCCAGCUGGAUUUUUGGGGGAUAGAGGAGAGCAAGGACCGAAAGGGAAUAAAGGCUACGUUGGACCACAAGGCCAAAAUGGGUUGAUGGGAAAGAUCGGCCCGUCUGGUUUGAUGGGACUAGUGGGUUUGAUGGGUCUUCGGGGACCACCGGGAGACAAUGGUUCACCAGGGCCAAAGGGAGAAACUGGAUCAUCCGGGAUGACUGGCCUUCCAGGAGAUCAAGGCGAUCGGGGAAUGGCUGGGCAGAGAGGCUUAAAAGGGGUUAUGGGGAAAGCAGGACCUCAAGGAGCCGUGGGUCCCAGAGGCCCUGAAGGCUUAUUGGGCCUAAAGGGUAUGCCAGGACAAGAGGGACCUAAAGGUGAACCAGGAAGAAAAGGUCCUCCAGGCCAGAUGGGACCACCGGGUCUUGCUGGCGCUGAAGGCCUCUUUGGAUUGCCAGGCAAAGAGGGACUUCCAGGAGAAGCUGGUGCUCAAGGUCCUGUUGGCCCACCAGGGCUACAGGGUCCAAAUGGCAGACCAGGGGUCCGGGGAAGGGAUGGACAGAAAGGUCAGAAGGGAAAAGAUGGUCGAGAAGGUCAUCCUGGAAAAACUGGACAUCCUGGAAAGAAAGGAAAAAAAGGAAAAGCUGGUCAGAGGGGUCUCAGAGGGUCCAGAGGGGAGAAGGGACAGCAGGGUUCAGUGGGUAUGACUGGACCUCCUGGACCAUCAGGACCAUAUGGUUUACCGGGCAUCCGGGGUGAGAAAGGGGAGAUGGGUAAAAAAGGCUUUGAGGGAGAAAAGGGAGACAUAGGGCCACUUGGUCCUCUGGGAAGGGAUGGACUAAAGGGGGAGCAGGGUUUGCAUGGGGAGAAGGGGAGAGAUGGAACAAAGGGAGAGCAGGGGGAUAUUGGCCCAACGGGUCAUAGAGGGUCACCAGGUCUACCAGGGAUGCCUGGUCUGUUUGGAGAAAAGGGGUUAAAAGGAUAUUCAGGUCUUCCUGGACCAAAAGGACAGAGGGGACUUCUUGGCCCACCGGGUCCUCCCGGGCCACCAGGAAAUCUAAAUAUAACACUGACUCAGUUAAAAGACCUUACGUUCCUGUCCGACAAGCCCAAUUAUUCACUUAUUAGUACGCUGCUUGAAGCCCUUCAGCGAGACCUGCGAUUCUUCAUUGAUCCUCCAGAUGGAACUAAAGAGCAUCCAGCUACCACCUGCUUGGAGUUGAUGCUUUCUUAUCCUAACUUUUCUAGUGGAAUGUAUUACAUCGACCCGAAUCAGGGAAGUUCUGCUGAUGCUUUCCUGGUGUACUGCAACUUAAGUUCAGGUGGACAAACGUGCUUGCCACCUAUGCAGCCGCAGGUACCCAUGAGACCUUGGCUCCGAGACACCAGGCCAGAUUCUUUUACAUGGCUAAGCUCUAAAGAUGGUGGCUUUCAGUUUGAUUACACAGGGACUGGUGUGGUACAGAUGAGGUUCCUGAGAUUAAACAGCAAGAUUGCAAAGCAGAACAUAACGUUUUCUUGCCAGCCGAACAGCCAGCAGGGUUCCAGCGAGAGAGAGAUUAAGUUCCUUGCAGAUUCAAGAAAACAGAGCUUUUUGGGAACCUUUCGAGAUUGUGAGCCUACAGGUGGGCUGGAUACAGGCCCUCGGGAGUCUGUAUUCCAGUUUGAGACUGAAGACCUGGAGCUUUUACCCAUCAGAGACCUGGCUUUAUUUGGUCAUAGUGACAUGACAGACGAGUUUCAGUUUACUAUAGGACACGUCUGCUUCAGCUAGAACACAAAAACUGUUGCUGUGCAGAGUUUUCUGCUGAGAAAACAGAGCUAAGGACAAACUGAGAAAAGGAGAAAGUCUGUUCUCCAUGAUCAGGAACUCAACUCUACUCCAUCUGCUGUAGGAAUGGAGAUUCCAUAUGAAGUCUUUAUUUCAACUUCGGUUUGUAAAAUAAACUGAUUUGUUGUCCAGCGGCAACAGUAAUUUGGUGCACGGCUUCUUAUGAGAAGUUGUACUGUAUAUUUGUUUACAACGCUUAUUUUCUGUUAAAUGUUCAAAUAACUGUUUAUUUAUAUAAUGUCAUAGAUUUGUUAGUUUUGUCGUGUUAUAACUUACAUCCCACAAAUCAUAACUUCCCUAAAAAACCCUUUAAUUCAGGUUUUGUUGCACCUUAUGAUAAAAAGCACUGUGAUGUCUGCCAUCCGUUUUGUACUAUUUGGACAAUGUGCCACCAAUCUGCAUAUCAGGCACUGCAUGUCAACACAUCAGACUGAUUACAGAAAACAAUGGAAUAGUGGAAAACAGCUAGGUGUGGUCAGUUGUUGUGGGAACAUUGUUUAUGAUGUAUCUAAUGUAAUUAUAGUGACACUUUUAAAGAAUGUCACAAAAAUCGGUUAAAACAAAGUCCCAAUUUAGCUCAUUGUAUACUAGUUUAUUGCAAACAAUGUGUUUAAAUGUUUCUAUUGCAGAUUCUGCAAUGUGGUUGCUAGUAAAAAUGAC